AAUUUUUCUAUUACAAUGCAAGAUUCAGAAUACGACAUCCAGGUUAUUGAGAGUCUAGACCAGGAAAUCAUAGAAGAGAAGAAGCUUGAAGACCAACUUGGUAUCAGACAACCUCUAGAUAUGAGGUUUUACACUUUGAGACCAGAGGAUGAACUUGAUCUUCUGGAAGAUCUGCCAUUUCCAGACAUCCUAAAAAAUUACAGAGCAAGAAGAGACCCGCAUAGAAAAUUCACACUUUUCGUAGACUCCUUACUUAGAAGAAAACGAUAUGUAAUGAGAGCAGAAGUAAUGAAUGAUCAAAGAAAGACUCCACCGAAAGAUCACUUAAGCUUACAUGCUUUGCACGAUAUUGAGUUCAUAGAGGAGCCAGGUCUCCACAGUUGGGAUAAUAUUGGAACAGAUCCCCUCCAGUUCAGCAGAAGAAGAAGGAAGCAGAAUAGAAUAGUACCCAAUAUUCCCACAAAGCCAGGGCCUAUCACAAUCUGCAUUUCUGACAGUGAUAGCCCAGUCAAUGAGAUGACCUACCAACCUCAGUACAAACAUCCUCGUUUCCAAAGAUUCUAAGUCCGUUAAUUUCAACAAAAUAUCAUUCAAUAUUUCA
Messenger RNA from Moneuplotes crassus, 601 nucleotides. Lineage: Eukaryota; Ciliophora; Spirotrichea; Euplotida; Euplotidae. The record is from the annotation of a GenBank genome assembly.